AUGACUUUCUGCACCACUCUCAAUCUGUGUCGCAUGCACCAUUUCGCUGAGACUUAGACAGUAACAGCCACUCAUUCCAGGCAGUCACCGUCAUCAUGGCGGACUCCGCGAAGAAGACCAUCUACAUCGACGAGGAGAUCGGCGAAGACGCCGCACAAACAGAGGGCACCGAGGCGAAGCCGUACAAGUCGCUACAAUAUGCCUACGUCCAGCACACCGACUCUGCUGAGUACUUGGUGAAGAAGGCGGAAAAGGAUGAGGUUGCAUCAUACAAGCCGGCGGCAAAGGCUGCAAUGAAGAAGGCAGUCAACUAUGCAGAAACACAAAAGAAGAAGGCAGCGAAAGAGCAAGAGCUAGCGAUAAGGGAAAAAAAGCUCGAGGAAGAGCGGCAAAAGGUGUUGGAGGAGUCCAAGAAGAUCGUCAUCACUGAGGACAAGAACCUUCCAAAGGCCACCAAGAUCCACUUGGGCGAAACUCGGCCAGAGGUUGUCAAGCUGGGAAGUGGAGAGCGCCCGAAGGAGGUGGACUACAGGGCACCAAACAGAGGGACACGAGUACGAGUGAUGGGUCGCGUGCAUCGCGUGCGUGAUCAAAAACAGGUCUUGUUCAUCACACUGCGGGACGGCCAUGGAUAUCUGCAAUGUGUGCUCACAGGAGAUCUUGUCAAGACGUACGACGCGCUCACGUUGACUCGCGAAUCCAGCGUAGAGAUCACCGGUGAGAUGUGGGAGGUACCGCCUGGAGCACAUGCUCCGGACAACCGCGAGCUUCAUGCCGAUUACUGGAGAGUCAUUGGCAAGGCGCCUGGUGGCGAGGAUGCCAUUACGAACGUGGUGCAAGCCAAAGGCGACCCACAGACAUUGCUUGACAGACGGCAUUUGGUACUCCGUGGAGAGCAGUCAUCUGCGGUCAUGUUCAUUCGCGACGCCGUCGAGCACGCUUUCAACCUCAAAUACCACGAACUCGGCUACGUCAAGGUGUCUCCUCCUGCAUUGGUCCAGACACAGGUCGAAGGAGGCAGCACCUUGUUUGGCUUUGAUUAUUACCAGGAAAAGGCCUAUCUGACGCAAUCCUCGCAGCUGUACCUCGAGACAGCCAUUCCAUUCGCCGGCAACGUCUACUGCAUCGAGAAAUCGUUCCGUGCCGAGAAGUCGUUGACCCGCCGACACUUGUCCGAGUACACCCAUGUUGAGGCUGAGCUUGACUUUAUCACCUUCGAUGAUCUCCUGGAGCAUCUUGAGGAUGUCAUUUGCGGCGUCAUCGACAUUGUAUUGGACAACCCACGCUAUGCCAAGAUGAUCAAGGAGCUCAACCCAGAAUUCACCAAGCCCGAGCGCCCAUUCAAGCGAAUGAAGUACUCAGACGCCAUUCAGUGGCUCAUCGAACACGAGAUUCCAAACGAGGACGGAGAGCCUCACAAAUUCGGUGACGACAUUGCCGAAGCCGCGGAACGCAGGAUGACGGAUAUCAUCAACAAGCCCAUCUUCCUUACGCACUUCCCGGUUGAGAUCAAAGCGUUCUACAUGCAAAAGGAUCCCGAAGACAAGCGGGUUACCGAAUCUGUCGACUGCUUGAUGCCAGGCGUCGGAGAGAUCGUCGGAGGUUCCAUGCGCAUGUGGGACUACGACGAGCUCAUGGACGCCUACAAGCGCGAAGGCAUCUCCCCAGACGCAUACUACUGGUACACCGACCAGCGCCGCUACGGCACUUCUCCUCACGGCGGCUACGGUCUAGGACUCGAACGUUUCCUCGCCUGGCUUUGCAAACAGCACACCGUCCGCGACACAUGCUUGUACCCGCGUUACAUGGGCCGUUGCAAGCCCUAGACAACGCAUGCUGCUACAAAUUAAGGUUCUUCGAGCCAUCUUUCUCAUUCCAGGGAUGGACGGUGAAGCUUUCUUGGCUGAUACUUGAGUCCUGAUGCCUGGUCUGGUCUGGUCUGGCCUCCAAACUCUAUACCCCUGACGAUCAGUGCGCUUUGAGAAUGUUCGUGAUCAUGGGAUUUAAGCUUGUUUUGUGGAACAAGCAAGUCGAAGAGAACAUCAUACUAAUCAGCUUAUGGGACCGUUCGACUUCACCCGAUGUCUAUGUUCGGCAGUUCACCCUUUCCGGAUCAGGAUGAGCUUCGGAUCUCUCUUGAGAAUGUACUGAACUUUUUCGAUAAGCUGAUUCUGAUGUGAUUCUGACGCAACGCAAAGAUUCUGUGUCCGGUGACAGUGAUGGCGCAGACGAGGAUAUUCGAGCCGGAUACAAUCAGAGCGAGCUAGCAACGAUACAUGCAGCAGCACAUACUGUAGAACAAAUUAACUUGAAGCAAGACAAUUCACACGUCGAGACGAUUCGUAGAGA
Cercospora beticola is the source of this 2349-nucleotide messenger RNA. It is a transcript of the gene DED81, whose product is annotated as asparagine--tRNA ligase DED81. Gene Ontology annotation, cellular component: cytoplasm. Lineage: Eukaryota; Fungi; Ascomycota; Dothideomycetes; Mycosphaerellales; Mycosphaerellaceae. The record is from RefSeq and is a predicted model, not a curated record. Gene Ontology annotation, molecular function: ATP binding; nucleic acid binding; asparagine-tRNA ligase activity. Gene Ontology annotation, biological process: asparaginyl-tRNA aminoacylation.